AUGGUAAACAACAACAGAUCAAUUAAGGAUCAUGCUUUUGCUAGUUUUGAAGAUUUUAGACCAAUUAUUACAAGGCCUAGAGUAGAAGCGAAUAACUUUGAGUUGAAGCCCUCACUUUGUCAAAUAGUUCAACAAUCACAGUUUGGGGGAGGUCCUAUUGCGAGUCCACAUGUGCACCUUACACAUUUUCUUGAAAUUAGUGACAUGCUGAAGAUAAAUGGAGUGUUAGAUGAUGCCAUCCGACCAAAGGAUGAUGAGAGUCUCUAUGAAGCUUGGGAGAGAUACAAGGAUCUUCAAAGGAGAUGUCCACAUCAUGGAAUCCCUAAAUGGAUGCUAGUUCAACAUUUCUACAAUGGUGUUUCUCCAGCAAUUAGAGGUAUAAUUGAUGCAUCUUCAGGAGGUGAUCUAAUGGAGAAAUUAGAAGAUGAAGCUUAUUCGGCAUUGAAUAAAAUUGCUUACAACAAUUAUCAAUGGAGUUAUGAAAGAAAUGAAAUGAAGAAGCCAUCAGCUAGUGUGUAUGAGUUAGGCGCCAUGAGUAUGUUCAAUGCCAAAUUUGAUGCUUUGACGAGAAAAAUGGAUAAGUUAAGCAUGAAGGUUGAUUCUUCGAUUAGAGGAUCUAGUUAUAUAGAAGAUGUUGGUGCAGGAAAUAUGCAUUGUAUUAAUGAUUUUCCUUCCUAUGGGCAAGAGUUUGGAAAUGAGCAAGUUGAUUUUGUUGGGAAUUAUAAUCAGAAACUAAAUUUCUUAACUACUCAACAAAAACAAAGAGAAGUGAUUCAACAAUUAACUUCAAGGAUAGAUCAGCUUGCCACUCAUAACAGGAUGUUGGAAAACCAAAUAGCUCAACAAGUAAGCUCUUCUAGCAAAGUACAUGGAAAACUUCCAAGUCAACUAGAGAAUCCUAGAGAACAUUGCAAGGAAGCAAUCCUAAGGAGUGGGAAAAUUGUGGGAGAUGAAAAGAAAGAUGAGGUAGAAGAGGAAAAGAAGAAAGAAGAUGAAGACAAGAAUGAAUCUAUUUCAAAUCAUGAUGAAGUUAAUGAGGAAGCAAACAAAAAGAAGGAAGUUGAAAAAGAAGAAGAGGAAAAGUAUGUGUUUCCACCACCAUACAAGCCACCAUUGCCAUAUCCUCAGAGGUUUCAGAAAGCAAAGCUAGAUAAGCAGUUUGGGAAAUUUUUGAAAGUUUUGAAAAAGUUAUACAUUAACAUCCCAUUUACAGAUGCAAUUUCUCAAAUGCCCUCAUAUGCUAAAUUCUUGAAGGAAAUUUUAUCAAACAAGAGGAGAUUAAAAGAGUAUGAAACUGUGGCAUUAACAAAGGAGUGUAGUGCUCUUUUACAGAAUAAGCUUCCACCGAAGUUAAAGGAUUGA
This is a messenger RNA of Hevea brasiliensis (rubber tree), 1362 nucleotides long. RefSeq lists its product as uncharacterized. Lineage: Eukaryota; Viridiplantae; Streptophyta; Magnoliopsida; Malpighiales; Euphorbiaceae. The transcript has 3 exons. The record is from RefSeq and is a predicted model, not a curated record. Bases 1 to 1362 code for a protein of 453 amino acids.